AUGGAUUUUAUGUAUGAAGGCCGCGAAGCGGGCGUUCUAUUACAUCCAACGUCGCUGCCUAGCAAAUGCGGGAUUGUAGGGGACUUUGGGGAGAGUGCCGAGCCUUUCCUAGAUUAUCUUAGAGUGGCGGGUUUCUCUUAUUGGCAGGUGCUUCCUGUUGGACCUUGUACUUAUUCUCAGUCUCAGCCUGGAUGCCCGUAUUUAAGCACCAGCUCAUUUGCUCUAAACCCAUUACUGGUUUGUCCUGCUGGUUUAGUAUCAUCAAAGCUCGUGACGCAGGAAGAUGUAGCUAAGCUAAUAGCGAAGUGGCAGGCAAAACAGCAGGAGAGGAGGACCCUUAACACAGUCUCCCACUUGCAGGAGGAUGUGGACUGCGAAGCAUUCGUUGAUUACCAUGUAGCAAAGGGCUACAAAGAUGAACUGCUUGCGCUUGCGUACAAGACGUUUACAGAAGCAGUGCCCACCGAAGAAUAUGAAGAUUUUUGCAAGAGUAAUAAAUUCUGGCUCGACGGGUAUGUGCUGUUCGAGGCAAUACAAGCAAGACAUCCUGAUGCAUCUUCGUGGCUUGACUGGCCAGAGGAGUACAGGUCAUUUAAGAGCCUCGUUAAAAACGAAUCCUUGAUGCAGGGGCUUGAAUCGCCCACAGAGGACCAGAGCCUGUCUAAUAGGUCGAGUGGCGACCCACCUGAGCUGUUACUACCACAGUUUCACCGCUUUGUGCAGUUCAUACUUUCCAAACAGUGGAGCCAGUUGCGUCGCCGGGCCAAUUCAAAGGGAAUUAAAAUUCUAGGCGAUAUAGCGUUCUAUGUCAACAUGCACUCAAGUGACGCUUGGAGCAACUCCGAAAUGUUCCAGAUGGAUAGCAGCACCAACAAGCCACUCUACGUUUCGGGUAAGGAAAUUGAGACGCUGCAGGUAGAUGGCGUGUCAUUUUCUAGCACUUAA
Molecule: messenger RNA, 945 nt
Organism: Eimeria tenella
Lineage: Eukaryota; Apicomplexa; Conoidasida; Eucoccidiorida; Eimeriidae
Product: 4-alpha-glucanotransferase, putative
Exons: 1
Coding region: 1-945 (314 amino acids)
Biological process (GO): carbohydrate metabolic process
Molecular function (GO): 4-alpha-glucanotransferase activity
Source: RefSeq, a predicted model, not a curated record